Molecule: messenger RNA, 2142 nt
Organism: Mandrillus leucophaeus (drill)
Lineage: Eukaryota; Metazoa; Chordata; Mammalia; Primates; Cercopithecidae
Gene: ZNF583
Product: zinc finger protein 583
Exons: 5
Coding region: 218-1927 (569 amino acids)
Biological process (GO): negative regulation of transcription by RNA polymerase II
Molecular function (GO): DNA-binding transcription repressor activity, RNA polymerase II-specific
Source: RefSeq, a predicted model, not a curated record
CUGUCCUAGCGCUGCGGCGCCUUUGUGAGCGCGGCCGGCGGCCAGGAUCGAGCCCUGGCCCGGGCCCUGGCCCAGCCCCGGCCUCCAAGGACCGCGCGAAGGAAGUACCCACCGGAGGGAGGAGGCGCUCUACUUUCUCAGGAUACCAUCCCUCUCCUGGAGAGGAGUCUGAAGGAGUAGGACAGAAGAACUGUCAAAUUCUGGAAUCCUUAAAGCCAUGUCCAAGGAUUUGGUGACAUUUGGGGAUGUGGCUGUAAAUUUCUCUCAAGAGGAAUGGGAAUGGCUGAACCCCGCUCAGAGGAAUUUGUACAGGAAAGUGAUGUUGGAGAACUACAGGAGCUUGGUAUCACUGGGAGUUUCUGUUUCUAAGCCAGAUGUGAUCUCAUUAUUGGAGCAAGGAAAAGAGCCCUGGAUGGUGAAGAAAGAGGGAACAAGAGGCACAUGCCCUGAUUGGGAGUAUGUAUUUAAAAACAGUGAAUUUUCAUCAAAGCAAGAGACAUAUGAAGAAUCAUCCACAGUUGUGACAGUGGGAACAAGACAUCUUAGUUAUAGCCUUGACUACCCCAAUUUGAGAGAAGACUGUCAAGGUAAGGACUGGUAUAAGAACCAGCUGGGAAGUCAAGAGGUACGUCUUAGUCAAUUAAUCAUCACUCAUAAGGAAAUCCUUCCAGAAGUUCAAAAUAAAGAAUAUAACAAAUCUUGGCAAACAUUCCACCAGGAUACAAUCUUUGAUAUACAACAGAGUUUUCCCACCAAAGAAAAAGAACAUAAGCAUGAACCACAAAAGAAAAGUUACCGGAAAAAAUCUGUUGAAAUGAAACAUAGGAAAGUCUAUGUAGAAAAGAAACUUUUGAAAUGUAAUGACUGUGAGAAAGUCUUCAACCAGAGCUCAUCCCUUACUCUUCAUCAGAGAAUUCAUACUGGAGAGAAACCCUAUGCAUGUGUUGAAUGUGGGAAAACGUUCAGCCAGAGUGCAAACUUGGCACAACAUAAGAGAAUACAUACUGGGGAGAAACCCUAUGAAUGUAAAGAAUGUAGGAAAGCCUUCAGCCAGAAUGCACACCUGGCCCAACAUCAGAGAGUUCAUACUGGAGAGAAACCCUAUCAGUGUAAAGAAUGUAAAAAAGCCUUCAGCCAGAUUGCACACCUGACUCAGCAUCAGAGAGUUCAUACUGGAGAGAGACCUUUCGAAUGUAUUGAAUGUGGAAAGGCCUUUAGUAAUGGUUCAUUUCUUGCUCAGCAUCAGAGAAUUCAUACAGGAGAGAAACCUUAUGUGUGUAAUGUGUGUGGGAAAGCCUUUAGCCAUCGUGGAUACCUAAUUGUACAUCAGAGAAUUCAUACUGGAGAGAGACCCUACGAAUGUAAGGAAUGUAGGAAAGCCUUCAGCCAGUAUGCACACCUUGCUCAACAUCAGAGAGUUCAUACUGGAGAAAAACCUUAUGAAUGUAAAGUAUGUAGGAAAGCCUUCAGCCAAAUUGCAUACCUUGAUCAACAUCAGAGGGUUCAUACUGGAGAGAAACCCUAUGAAUGUAUUGAAUGUGGGAAGGCCUUUAGCAAUAGUUCAUCACUUGCACAACAUCAGAGAAGUCAUACUGGAGAAAAACCCUAUAUGUGUAAGGAAUGUAGGAAAACAUUUAGCCAGAAUGCAGGCCUUGCUCAACAUCAGAGAAUUCAUACUGGAGAGAAACCUUAUGAAUGUAAUGUUUGUGGGAAAGCCUUUAGCUAUAGUGGAUCUCUUACUCUACAUCAGAGAAUUCAUACUGGAGAGAGACCCUAUGAAUGUAAAGAUUGCAGGAAAUCUUUCAGGCAGCGUGCACAUCUUGCUCAUCAUGAAAGAAUUCAUACUAUGGAGUCAUUCUUGACUCUUUCCUCUCCCUCACCCUCCACAUCAAAUCAGUUGUCAAGACCUGUAGGUUUCAUCUCCUGAAUAUGUCUGAAAUCUCACCUCUUUAAUCCAUUUCCAUUCUAUCAUCCUUGUCCAAUGCACAUUAAUAUAUUUGACAUGGGAUACUCGAGUAGCUUUCCAAUUGGUCACCUUGUAUUCACCCUUGUCUGUGUCAGCUGUCCACAUUGCAGCCAAAUUUGUAUUUUAAAAAAAUAUGUUGAAUAUCAUUUCUCCCUCAUUAAAAUUCCUCAGUGGCA